GAGAGGGAGCCAGGGUGGACGACAGGACCGACUGGCCACCACGAGGGGACAAGGACCUUCUAUCUGGUGGAAAGCCAUCCUCAGCUGCGAGGCAGGCUGUGAGAGUCCCAUCUAAGGAAGGCAACCCAGCCUGCACUACAGAUCCUGACCUCCUUCAGCAUCCCACAGAGAUCGCUCCCUGUGCAGUGUGGGGGCAUCCACCCUGAGAUUCAAGGUUGCCCACGUGGAGAAGCCACCUGUAGCUCAGAAAGAUGGGGGAAAUGGAACAGAUGAAGCAGGAGGCUGAGCAGCUGAAGAAGCAGAUUGCGGAUGCCCGGAAAGCUUGUGCAGACACAACACUUGCUCAGAUUGUGUCUGGAGUGGAGGUUGUUGGCCGCAUUCAGAUGCGGACCCGAAGGACUCUGCGUGGGCACUUGGCUAAGAUCUAUGCCAUGCACUGGUCGACAGACUCCAAACUUCUGGUCAGUGCCUCACAAGAUGGGAAACUGAUUGUGUGGGACACAUACACAACUAACAAGGUUCAUGCCAUCCCUUUGCGUUCCUCCUGGGUCAUGACCUGUGCCUACGCACCCUCAGGCAAUUUUGUGGCCUGUGGGGGCCUCGACAACAUGUGCUCCAUCUACAACCUCAAGACGCGUGAAGGCAACGUCAAAGUGAGCAGGGAACUCUCAGCUCAUACAGGUUACCUCUCCUGCUGCCGAUUUCUUGAUGACAACAGUAUUGUGACUAGCUCUGGAGAUACCACGUGUGCGCUCUGGGACAUUGAGACAGGGCAGCAGAAGACCGUGUUCCUGGGUCACACUGGAGACUGUAUGAGCUUGGCAGUUUCCCCAGACUUUAAACUGUUCAUCUCUGGGGCCUGUGAUGCCACUGCCAAACUGUGGGACGUGCGGGAGGGCACCUGCCGCCAGACAUUCUCAGGGCACGAGUCUGAUAUCAAUGCCAUCUGCUUCUUCCCUAACGGCGAAGCCAUCUGCACAGGCUCAGAUGAUGCUACAUGCAGGCUUUUUGAUCUUCGGGCUGAUCAGGAACUUAUGGUUUAUUCACAUGAUAACAUCAUCUGUGGCAUCACCUCUGUAGCAUUUUCCAAGAGCGGACGUCUCCUCCUAGCUGGUUACGAUGACUUCAACUGCAAUAUCUGGGAUUCCCUGAAAGCAGAACGUGUGGGAAUCCUUUCUGGCCAUGACAACAGAGUGAGCUGCUUGGGGGUUACAGCAGAUGGCAUGGCUGUUGCCACAGGGUCCUGGGACAGCUUCCUCAAGAUCUGGAACUAAGGACAGCAGAUGAGAGGGAAAGAACAGCGGAAGCAUGGCCCACGGCGACAGCAUCACCAGCCAAGCACAAUGGAAACACCCACUUAUCACUCUCACUUUUCUCUACAUGCAGGUUGCUUACAGGGGUCUCCUAGAGUGAAAGGGGAAGGAGGGGGAGUACACACUCUGUUCUCUCUACCUCUAAGCAAGCCCAGCUUCUUGCAGGCUUGAAGACCUGCAGAACACAGCAGUUAUACCUCUGGACUUUAUAGUACAGUUCAAAGUCCUAUAUCUACUUUUGGUAUCCAGCCCUUGGAUGACCCUUCAUUCAGUACCUCUGUCUUUAUACCUAGCUUCUAUGUGGCUGUCAUAUUCCUGCAGGCAGCCUCAGAGAUUGGCUUGAGAUUUAUAACCUGCAACCCCUGUCAAGCAGGUAGCGUAAAUUGGGCUCAUUUUCUACUGGGGAAAACUUAGCUCGAGUCUUAUCUAUGGAUAAAUGGGGGGAAAAGAUAGCCCUCAAACCUUCCAGAAUGCCCGAGAAUGUUUUAUUUCUUCUUAUUUAUUGUUUGCUUCUUGCUGUUCCUUCUCUUUCUGCCUCGUUCCUAUAUUGUGCAGUGACCCUGUCUAACCAGUAGCCAUCAGCCACCGCUUUCAUGUCUGUUCUAGGUCUUCAUAGUCCAGGCAAAUAAAGAAAGCUGACAUAAGCACCA
This is a messenger RNA of Coturnix japonica (Japanese quail), 1963 nucleotides long. It is a transcript of the gene GNB3, whose product is annotated as G protein subunit beta 3. Gene Ontology annotation, molecular function: protein binding. Gene Ontology annotation, biological process: signal transduction. The record is from RefSeq and is a predicted model, not a curated record. NCBI's taxonomy places the organism in Eukaryota, Metazoa, Chordata, Aves, Galliformes, Phasianidae.